AUGAAGGAUGGAAAGUUGGAUAAGCGAUUACCUCCAACUCUGAAGCCACUCCAUUACCUGGUCAAACUUCAGCCUUUCAUCAACGCCAACUUCAGCUUCCUCGGCUACGUGGAGGUGGAGAUGGAGGUCCUGGAGCCGACCUCCAGCAUCACACUCCAUAUGGCCGACACCAUCACUAAAAACGACACUGUCAAGCUUAGCCGGUUUGUUAAAAUUGUGCGAAGCCCAACCCAAAGAAUAUCAUCCUUUCACAGACGCGCAUAUACUUAUAUAUCUGUACAUAUCAUCCUAGACACGCAUAUCUACCUGGUCACGCCCAAGUGGUGGGAUGACACCUGGCUCAGUGAGGGAUUCGCCACCUACAUGACUGUACUGGGCGUGGCAGCCGCACAGCCAGAGGCCCCGUGGGAGGGCGUCAGGAUCCUCCAGCAGGUACUCCGGCAGGACAGCCUGCAGUCGUCACACAAUAUCAGUAUCCAAUGUCUAAGUGGGAUUUUAAUGGCGGUCUUUUCCUUUCUGCGCGACCAAGGAGCCUCCGUCAUCCGCAUGAUGUCCCGCUUCCUCGCCCAAGCCACCUUCAGGAAAGGCCUCAACAACUACUUGAAUUCAUUCAAGUACAGCAAUGCAGAUCAAGACGAUCUCUGGGAGUAUCUGACAGAUGCCGCCCACCAGGAUGGCGUUAUAUUCGACUUCGACACCGUCAAGUUGUUCAUGGACCCUUGGACGCUGCAGGAGGGUUACCUCGUCGUCCGGUUUGCCAGGAGCGCCGAUGGGACCUCUGGUUCUAUCGCGCAGGAACACUUCCUUUCAGGAAAUCGCAACCUCAGCGGCACGCACGACUACAGGCGGUGGAUUCCCCUGAGUGUCACGAUUCGGAGCGAAGCCGACUUCAGCCGAACGAAGAUGCUCACGUGGCUGAGAGACUACUCGGACUACUUCAACGUCUCGCAUUUUUCUGCCGAAGACGAGUGGGUCAUCUUCAACCUGCAGCAGACGGGCUACUACCGAGUCAACUACGACGACCGCAACUGGGGCCUCCUCAUCCAGCAGCUGAAGGACGACCACAAGGUCAUCCACGUCAUCAACCGAGCGCAGAUCAUUGAUGAUGCCAUGAAUCUUGGUCGUGGCAGACCUACGAUGACAUGUGGGCACUGUCAGAAAAUAGGUCAUAUCAUGAACAGAUGUUUCUUUUUUGACCAAAAGUUGAGAGGAGUGUCAGGGACACGUCAAAAGAUUGUCAGAGACUAA
This is a messenger RNA of Penaeus vannamei (Pacific white shrimp), 1248 nucleotides long. Lineage: Eukaryota; Metazoa; Arthropoda; Malacostraca; Decapoda; Penaeidae. The record is from RefSeq and is a predicted model, not a curated record.